Chelmon rostratus (copperband butterflyfish) is the source of this 2190-nucleotide messenger RNA. It is a transcript of the gene slc26a3.1, whose product is annotated as solute carrier family 26 member 3. NCBI's taxonomy places the organism in Eukaryota, Metazoa, Chordata, Actinopteri, Chaetodontiformes, Chaetodontidae. Bases 1 to 2190 code for a protein of 729 amino acids. The record is from RefSeq and is a predicted model, not a curated record. Gene Ontology annotation, biological process: transmembrane transport. Gene Ontology annotation, molecular function: oxalate transmembrane transporter activity; sulfate transmembrane transporter activity; chloride transmembrane transporter activity. The transcript has 18 exons. Gene Ontology annotation, cellular component: membrane.
AUGGCGACUCUGAGGAGACAAUAUACGGUGGCCAGACCUGUGUACUCUGAGGACAGCUUCGGUGAAGAUCAUGAGAAAGUCUCCAGGCAGCGCAAAACCCUCCUGGACCAUGUGAAAGAGUAUCUGACAUGCGAUUCCAAACGCGCCAAGAAUGCAGUGCUGUCCCUCCUGCCCAUCAUUGGCUGGAUGAGGAUCUACAGAAUUAAAGAGUGGCUGCCGGGCGAUGUGGUGUCAGGGAUCAGCACCGGGAUGGUGGCCAUCAUGCAAGGACUGGCCUUCGCUCUGCUGGCCUCCCUGCCUCCGAGCUACGGCCUCUUCACGGCUUUCUUCCCCGUCCUUACAUACUUCUUCCUCGGCACUUCGAGACACUUAUCUGUAGGCGCUUUCCCAGUCCUGAGUUUAAUGGUGGGAGCUGUGGUGACCCGCCUGGUCCCACCGGACGGACCAGCGGCCAACAUCACUGCCUUUGAAGGCCUGACCCCGGACCAGCAGAAAGUCAUGGUGGCGUCCUCUGUGACCUUCCUCAUGGGGAUUUUCCAGCUUGCCAUGGGUGUUCUGCAGGUCGGCUUCAUUGUUGUGUAUCUGUCCGACACUCUUGUGUCCGGCUUCACCACAGCGGCUGCCGUCCACAUCCUGGUGUCCCAGCUCAAGUUUGUGUUAGGGUUGGACGUCCCGGGCCUCAAUGGUCCACUCGCUAUCAUAUCUACCCUGGAGAAGGUCUUUGUCCAGAUCACCUCCACCAACAUCUGUGACCUGGUGAUGUCCAUCGUGAUCAUGGUGGUGGUGUUCAUUGUGAAGGAGCUGAAUGAGAUGUACAAAGCCAAGCUGCCUGUUCCCAUCCCCAUCGAGGCUAUCACGACUGUCAUAGCUUGUGGGGUGUCCUAUGGCUUCAACUUCAACGAGAGAUACGGCGUUGACAUUGUUGGCAAAAUGGUUAGUGGGUAUGAGCCUCCCAGUGCACCCAGUAUGGAAGUCUUCCAACAGAGUGCUGUGGAGGCCUUUCCUAUAGCCAUAGUGGGGUUUGCUGUUGGUUUCUCUGUGGCCAAAGUCUAUGCUAUCAAACACGAUUACACCAUUGAUGGGAACCAGGAGCUCAUUGCAUUUGGGGUUAGCAACAUAUUCGGUGCAAGCUUCAAGUCGUUUGCAGCCAGCACAGCACUCUCCAGGACGGCUGUGCAGGAGAGCUCAGGAGGCAAAACACAGAUUGCAGGCAUAAUCUCAGCCAUGAUGGCGAUGAUCGUAACUGUGGCGCUUGGCUUCCUGCUGGAGCCACUUCCCAGGUCUGUCCUGGGUGCCUUGGUCAUCAUCAACUUGAAGGGCAUGCUGAUGCAGUUCAGAGAAAUCCCGUACUUCUGGAGGAAGGACAAACCAGAAUGUGUGGUGUGGGUGGUAACCUGUGUGGCUUCCAUCCUGCUGGGACUGGAUCUUGGCCUGGCCGUGGGCCUGGGGGUGGAGCUGCUCACUGUCGUCUUCAGGACUCAAUUCCCCCGCUGUUCUGUCUUGGCUAACAUCCCAGGGACUGACCUCUACAGAGAUCGCAAGGAUUACCUAAAUAUACAUGAACCAGCGGGUGUAAAAAUCUUCAGGAUACCCUCGCCUAUCUUCUUCGCCAACAUUGAGUUCUUCAAGGACAAGCUCGUAGAAGCUGUUGGGUUCAACCCUCUGAGGGUUUUGAGAAAGAGGAACAAGGCUCUCAGGAAAAUCAAGAAACUCUUGCAGACGAAGAAUCCUGACAUUACAGAGAAAGGCUUGGAAGACGUACUCAGCCAGAUGGGUGACGAGGGCUACAUGAACACGGAGGAGUUGGAUCUGCCCACUGAUGUCAAGGACCUCCCUUUUCGGAUAGACUGGAACGCAAAGUUUCCCGCUAACAUCAGCGUCCCCAGAGUGGACCUCCACAGCCUGAUCCUGGACUUCUCUGCCGUCUCCUUCCUGGAUAUCUCUGCUCUGAAGGGACUCAAAACGGCGCUCAAAGAGUUCAUCCGUGUUGAUGUGGAUGUUUACAUUGUUUCUUGUGAUGUGUACAUCCUGGAGAAGCUGCACAGCUGCAUGUUCUUCGAUGACGAGCUCCUGACCUCCAUGUUCUUCCCAACCCUUCAUGACGCCAUGCUGCAUGUGCUUGAAAAGCACGAGGACAACGGCAAAGACAGAGUGGUAAGGACAACUAUUCAUAUCUAUCAUUCUUUGUGA